CUUUCUGGACGUGAUCGCGGACGGGAAGCAGGAACCAACUGAAGGGGGAUAAAAGUGAAUAUAAUGAGACUACAGUUAGUACGCUCAUCGCUCGGCUGCUUGGCUUUCUGUGCAUUAUCCGCCUCUCGCAAUAAAGCCCUAACACAAGCAGCAGCUGUAUCACAUCUUUAUUAUAUGAGAAAAACUAUGCACUAUCAAACGGAGCAGAAAGGACAACCGAACUCCCCAGACUACCGCAUUUAUUUUAAAACCUCUGAAGGGAAAUACAUAUCACCAUUCCAUGAUAUUCCACUUAUAGCAGAGCCACAGCAGGAUAAUGAUGUGCCGGCAAAAAAACUGAAGAUAGAAAAUAAGGUGCUUUAUAACAUGGUGGUGGAGGUACCUCGAUGGUCAAAUGCUAAAAUGGAGAUUGCGACAAAGGAACAGCUGAAUCCUAUCAAACAGGAUGUGAAGAAGGGAAAACUCAGAUAUGUUGCCAACAUUUUUCCACAUAAAGGCUACAUUUGGAACUAUGGGGCAUUCCCACAGACGUGGGAAGACCCAAACCACAAAGACAAAGAAACAAACUGCUGUGGUGAUAAUGAUCCAAUUGACGUUUGUGACAUUGGCUCCCAGGUGUGCUCUCCAGGUCAGGUAAUCCAGGUGAAAGUGCUCGGCAUCUUGGCCUUGAUCGAUGAGGGAGAAAUGGACUGGAAGGUCAUCGCUAUCAACGCUGAAGACCCAGAUGCUAAAAACUUAAACAGUAUAGAAGAUGUUCGUAAAAGCCGACCAGGUCACUUAGAGGCCACUGUUGACUGGUUUAGGAAAUAUAAGGUGCCUGACGGAAAGCCUGAGAAUCAGUUUGGAUUCAAUGGGCAGUUCAAAGACAAGGACUUUGCAGUCAAGAUCAUUAAGUCCACCCACGAGCUCUGGAAAGCACUUGUGCAGAAGCAAACAAAUGCUGCAGGGAUUGAAUGCAAAAACAUCUCCUGCUGUGAUAGCCCUUUCCAAUGCAGCGCAGACGAGGCCAACAUUAUUGUCCAGUCGGCUCCUGUAUUUGGUACCGCACUUUCAGUGUCUCCAGAGGUGGACAAGUGGCAUUUUGUCUGAAGGCUGCUCACACUCCUUGGAAACCAUCAAGACGUCUAAUGAAACAGCAUCAAUCCUACUCUUCAUAAUUUUUGUAUGGAGAUAGGUUUAUUUUUCAUAAAUACUGUCUCUGCAGCAUAAAGUGCCAUUUACAUUUAUUCAUUUGAUGAAGUAAAAGCAAAAUGCUCAGUGCUCUUAGAAGAUGAGCCAUUUCAGAUAUCUCGUUUGAUAAUAUUUAGUGAACAACCACAUGUUGGACAUCUGGUUGAAUAAUUGUUGGCGAUAAUUAAUAUAAUUUGGAGGUUGAUGAUAAAAAUGAUCUGUAACAUUUUUUUAAAUUUCUGCUCAGUAUUGAUGUGGUUGAUCGACAGAUGACCAUUGUAUGAGACUAAAUUUGACUGUACACCUGUAAUCUGUUUAUUCUUAGAGCCGCAAACAUUUUAUAUAAAACAAUAAGACAUUAACCAUUUUCUUUGGUAAAUAAAAAGAAAAAAAUGUGAACAUUU
This is a messenger RNA of Melanotaenia boesemani (Boeseman's rainbowfish), 1574 nucleotides long. RefSeq names its product inorganic pyrophosphatase 2 (gene ppa2). The record is from RefSeq and is a predicted model, not a curated record. Gene Ontology annotation, cellular component: cytoplasm. Lineage: Eukaryota; Metazoa; Chordata; Actinopteri; Atheriniformes; Melanotaeniidae. Gene Ontology annotation, molecular function: inorganic diphosphate phosphatase activity; magnesium ion binding. Gene Ontology annotation, biological process: phosphate-containing compound metabolic process. The transcript has 12 exons. The coding region runs from base 64 to 1089 and encodes 341 amino acids.